Procambarus clarkii (red swamp crayfish) is the source of this 7993-nucleotide messenger RNA. RefSeq names its product coiled-coil domain-containing protein 50. The record is from RefSeq and is a predicted model, not a curated record. Lineage: Eukaryota; Metazoa; Arthropoda; Malacostraca; Decapoda; Cambaridae.
UCCAUCCCCCAAUGGCUACCCCCAGGCCACCACCUCCCCCGCACCGUACUACAGCCACUCUCACGCUAGCUCCGUCAGCGGCCGCCUGCCUAUACCUACCUCCUUCUUCACCCUCUUGCUGUUCCACCGCUGGGGGCGUCUCUCUGGCAGGAACACCAGACUGGCAACCUGCCGAAGGAGGCCAUGGCGGAGUUCCAGGUGCGAGCGAUGGCUGAUGGGGGCAGCCCCGAAGACCUACCCCAGCGGGGGAGAGUCACUGAAGUGUGUCGAGAGUGGCUUCUGCAUGAAGAUCAAGCUUUGGCCUACAGGCUACAAAAUGAAGAAUAUCAAUCUCACUUGGGUAAUAACCGAGAGAGGAAUCAGCUGCUGCGUCAGGACACACCCAAGGCUAAAGAAGAGCAGAUAAGAGAGGACCAUGAAGCAGCCUUAGCCCAAACGGCUUAUGAGCUGGCUUUGGCUCAGCAGGAGGCUCGUGAUGCAGAUUUGGCAGCCAACUUGGCACUGAAGCUGAAUGUCCAAGACAUGGAGAAACAAAAGCAGCAAGAGGAACAAGACAUGUUGUAUGCUCGCUGUCUGAUGGAACGAGAAAAAGAAUCUAUACGCCAGAACCGAGAAUUACGGCAAGUGGAAAGAGAAGCUGCAUACCUCGGCAUAAACUCUGGGAGUGAUAACGUGGCCUUGCUUUCUCGCAAAGAACGCAGGGAACGUGAUGUGAAUGGCACUGUGAGCAGCGAUAGAUCAGCACAGAGUAAUACCAGUGGGGUUUCGUCAGAUUUGUCCGACUUGAGCGACUUUUGUCUGCAGCCUACAGAAGACAUGGAUGAGGAGGAACAGAGGGUAUUGCAGGAGGGACAAGAUGCUGAGUUAGCCCGGCUACUUCAGGAGCAGGAUGGGAAGAGGCGUGGGGAUCUCCUGCACCAGGACCAGCUAUUGGCCAUCGAGGCGCAGGACAGAGAGCUGGCCAAGGUGCUGCAGGAGCAGGAACGAGCAAAAGCUAAAAAAGCUCGUGAGAAGGCUCGGCAGAAGGCCCUUCAGAAAAAGCAGUCUCAACUUGCACACCUGCCACCAGAAUUUCUGCUCGAUCCCUCUGGACCCAGUACUCAGAGUGGACGAGGCAGCAACUCACCUUUAAGAUCAUUACCAGCAACCUCGGAACAACCUGGACCAUCUGGCUAUACCUAUCAAGAAUCUCGACUGACAGACUACACAAGUUCAAGCCCUACUUACAUGUCUCCAGAUUCUCCCAAUGAGGAUUCGGAUGGAGAUUUGCAGGAUCCUCGAGGGAGGCCAUUACAGAGACCAAAUUCACUUGAUUUGCCUGGGACAUCACACUCUUCAUAUGCUGUAUCUCAUUCAGAAAAAUCAAAAUAUGCACAUCACCAGUUUCCUUUGGGCAAGACCAAUAAACCUAGACUUCCUGACCCUGAAGCUCCUGCUGUCGAAUUAGUGGGUAGCAGUGCUAGCAGCAGCAGCAUGGAACAAACCCCAGCAAUGGGAUUUACCAAUAUUGCAUGUGCCAUUGACCCAACCUAUCAGCGUCGAGUGAUGCGGGGAGAGCUGGCUUCGCCCCACUCAUCCUCCUCCUCAUCCUCAACAAGCAGUGGCACCGGAGGCUUGGCUGGGCCUUCAAUUGGAUCACCAAUAUCACCACUACCUCCUCCAGUAUUUGAUGAUGAUGAUGAUUAUCCAGUUCCGCCAUACAUGCCUAUUCAAGGUCAGAGACGCACAGCCAGUUUAGAGAAGAACCACAGACUAAAGGCACCAAAGGAGAAGUCUAGUAGCAAAGAUGGCUGUAAGCAACAAUAGUAUAUUUUUGCUCUGACCACUAUUUACUCUGUGCUCUUCCAAAUAUUUUGCCAUUUGCUUAAAUCGUACAGUAUAUUGUCCUGUAAUACUGUACAGUGAAAUGCAGGUCACUGCAAUCACCUUUUGUAUUGGCCCUGUAGGUGGCUAUGAGGUGUGGUUGAUUUUUCAAUAGUUUUACUGUAUCUAGUUUUUGCCAGUCAUCAAAAUGUAUAUACAAUGUAAGCAUUAAAUUGAAAGGUGGCAAAGGGAAGUGUGAAUGAGAGAUGUGAAAUUUGUGGUAAACAGGCAAAUAAAAUGUUUUUGAGUGAGGAAAAACAUUGAAUUGUUAUGGGGGGCUGUACAGUACAGAUUUUCUGGGAAAUAGUUUUUUCCCAUGUUUAUAAGAAACACAGUUGCAUGUUUAGGCAGCAAUAAUGAAACAAUGUAUUUUUCUGAGAUCUUGGAGGAUUUGUUUGUCAUUGCAUUACUUUCCUACCUUACAGGACUGGUAAUUGUUAUGAAUCUCUAGAUAUUUUUAUAUUUUUUUGUCAAUGUAUUGUCCAAUUCAAAUACAGUAGUGGCUUCGUCUCAUUUGGCUCUCGGGGAAAAAUCUAGCAGUAUAAAUGAUCUGUAGCACCAUCUUAAUUUUAACCAAAGUAUUCAUUCUUCUGUCUCAAAUUGUAAUAUACAGAUAUAUAUUUAUAGAUAUAUUUUUACUCCACCAAGAGAUUUUUGUAUUGGGAAGAGAAAUUUAAAUGGUAAGUAAGAGAUCUUACAUGGGUUCAGUCAGAACGUAGGACCAGAGUCAGUGCUUCUUGCAAGUUUUGCAAGGCUCAGUCAAGGCAUAGGACCAGUUGUUUUUAGUGGCUCUCAUAACUUUUGUGAGAACCAUAGUCUUCAGUACCAAUCAACCCUUAAACAGCUCGGCAAAUUAAAAGUUCUAUACCGCAUUGUGGUGCACAUGGAAAAGUUAUUUGAUUUGACAAUCAACAAAUCACAUUUGACAAUUUGCAUUCAGGAGAUAAUUGCAGAUAGCAACUGCAGCCGUUUAGGGGUUUAAGCAAUAUUUGUGCUAUUAGUAUUGUGGAAUUUCUCUCUUAUGACUUUCAAGUGCUGGCUAAUGGUAUUGUUUUAUAUUAACUAUUAAUCAACAGUUAUUCACUGCCAGUGGUCUGAUAAUAUUUUGUUUAAUGAUCAAAAUGGAUUCCUAGAUUCCAGCCUGAUUGCAAGCUAGUAUUAAGAUUAUUUCCAAUGUAUUCUAGCAAUGUAAGAUUAAUACUCAACUGUGUGGCUCUAGAUAUGCAUUCUCAUGUACAUUAUAUAAAAUACUAAGUAAGUAAACACAUUCAAAUCUAUACAACAAAAAAUAAUUUUAAUAAUAAAUAUUAAACAGUCUUCAUGAAAAUGCUACAGAUGAAAGUGUUUUAGGAGGUGGUUUGACUGUUUUGUUAACCAAGACAUUGAAAAUCAGUUAAUUUUGAUGUAUUUUGGCAUUUAACUGAACUGUCCACUGUUUAUAGGGUAUGUACUUAUAACUAAUAGGGCUUCCCUUUUGAUCCAUUUCUUAAGGUUUUGACCUGUGCAUAAUCGCAUGUGUUCUACCAUGCUAUCAUUUUUACUUUUUAAUUUUGUUUUGAGCAUCGACCCAACCAACCACAGGCAUACCCAUGACAUGACAUGUUGACCAUUCAGAUGUAUCUAAAGUGUGACGACUGUUGCACCUUCAUCACGUCGUAUUACCCGCCAUGUCUUGUUGACUGAAAUUAAGCGUGCAUUUGGGGAGAUUUUCAUAUCAUUCUAUUCAGAGGUUAGGGACGUCUCCUUUGCUGCUGCUAAGGCAAAUCUUGCAUUAGGUAAUGCAUGCUUAACACAAAGAAUUUUAGAUUAAAUACUAAAUCUAGUGCAAAUAUAAAAAUAUUUCAUUAAUAUUCAUCUCUUAAAAGAACAAAUCUUCUUGAAUCAAAGAGCAGAAUGAUGAAAAUGACCAAGAUGCUGUAUCUUCUCUCUCCAUGUUUAUUUAAUAUCUUUAAUGUAAUAUAUAUAGUGUAGAUGUCAUAAAUUUUGCAAAUGCUGUACAUCCUCAGGGUAAAGGGUAAUCCACAAGAAAAGCUGGUGUUAAUCCAGAAUGUGUUCCAGUAGUAAUAGAGGUUUUAUGUUUAUGAUGCCUUGUUCCCUCUGGGAACUUCUUUCCUGAGGGAGUGGCCUUAAGUAGAAUCUUCAGACAUUUCUGCCAUCUUUUAGUAUUAUAGAGGUUUUGAAAGAGACUAAAACAAUUUCUAGAGGAGGAAUGUCGUAUUUUUUUUUUAAAUCGGCUGAGCUUUCUAAUUUCAAAGUUAUAGAAUGUUAACAAAUUAUAAUACAGAAAAUCCUGGCUAUUAAAGCAUUUGUAUUUUUCUAAACUGUUAAUGAGAGUGGGUAUUUGCUGCUCAUUGUAAAAACAUUUGCACAAGUGAAAUUAGGGUAGGUUUAAUUUGUAUUUUAUAAGCUAGUACAUAACUAAGCCAAAUAUGUGGAGUUUUUUAUGUCUAUUACUAAAGAUUAAAUUUGAAGUUCCCACUUCAUCCUUGCCGGUCUUCCCUCCCUCCCAUCUUACCCACCGUCUCCCUUCUCAUCACUCGGGCUCUCUCAUGCUAGUAACUCUGACCUCUUCUAGUGUUUAAUAUAUGUACCAUAUUUGCCGGCGUAAACAGACGCACCCUCGCCUUGGACGCAUCCCUAGUAUCUUGAGGUUAUCUUGAGAUGAUUUCGGGGCUUUAGUGUCCCCGCGGCCCGGUCCUCGACCAGGCCUCCACCCCCAGGAAGCAGCCCGUGACAGCUGACUAACACCCAGGUACCUAUUUUACUGCUAGGUAACAGGGGCAUAGGGUGAAAGAAACUGCCCAUUGUUUCUCGCCGGCGCCUGGGAUCGAACCCAGGACCACAGGAUCACAAGUCCAGCGUGCUGUCCACUCGGCCGACUAGGAUAAAUUGUGGAAACAAUCAAUUUUAGUAAUGUUUCGUCAUACAUUUAUUGAAAGAUAUUUUAAAGUGGAAUUUGUAACCCCAACUCUUAUCUCCUCUAAGAUCAGCUGUACAGUUGUUUAUAUAUUGGGCAAGAGAAUUGCUAUACAGGAUGGGAAACUUGUAUUUCUGGAUAGGAUGUUAUGUGUUGCUGCAUCAGGCCACCAGGGCGGCGCACCAUCACAGCGCUCUGGUUUUCUUCUCAUCCACUCAUUGCAAAUGGCUGACAGGCAGAUGAAAGUUUAACAUUCCUCUCAAAUUUCUAGGAGCAAUUUUUCAUUUAGAUAAUGAAUAAAUGUUUCUUAAAGGUAACACAGUCAUUAAAUAAUGUAUGACAUGCAGGCGAUGAGUCACAAUAAUGUAUGACAUAUAUCGGGUGUGGGUUAUGUAUAUUGGGGUAAGGUGGCGAGAUGAUGAUGAGCUUCCUUCAUAACUGCCGACGUAUAUUGUAAGCAAUUUUUCGUAGGUUUGUGAUAAGACUGAUAACUUGGCUUGUUUUCAAUAUUUCAUUAUUAGCAAUGAUUUUUGUGCCUAGGGAACUUGCCCAGUAUGCUCAUGCGGCUCCGUAGCCUAUGGCUCUUGGUCUCGCAUCCGUAAUAUGACCGCAUUAAACGCAGGGCAAUUUUUUUUUAUACAUUUAAAGAUAAAAAAUAUGGCAAAUACAGUAUAUAUAUCAUUAAAUAAGUAAUGUGGGAUACUAUUAGCAUAUCUCUUCAAGUAACUAGAUGAUAACUCAAGAUAACUACAAAUAGGCAAUCACACACACACAUAAUUGGGUAAAAUGUACCAAAAGUACUGGAAAAUUCAAGAGCUCUAUAUUCAAUAAGACUUGGAUACCAAGGGCACAAUAUAGUCUUCCUGUAGCUACACAUUAGUAAUCACACUUGAUGGAAGCAACCGCCAUGUGUAGCUUUAACAGCAGAUUCCAUAACGAGAACUUCUAGAAGAAUAUUGUACUUGCACCAGGUACAGUAUCUAAGAAGCAGAACCCUAGAGCUAGAUGUCAUUCCCUAUAGGUGCAGAUAAGGAAUGUGCACAUUUCAAGAGGAGGAUGUGUGCAACCUUUUCUCUUCUCCCUUCUCCCUUCUUUCUCAUUUUUUGCUCUUUUUCUCUUUAUUUUUCUCUUGUAUUCGUUUAUCUUCUCUUUUUCCUUUGAAUUUUAAGUUAUGGACUCUCUUUCUCUUCAUUACUAUUUUAAAACUGGUAUUUAAUACCAUAGAAUAGCUAUAUAUUAUAUCUACUUAUUUGCAUUUUUUGUUUAAAAAAAUCAAUAGGAGAAAAACAUGAAGGUACAGUACACCAAAUCCCACAAGAAUCUAAAACUAAUGAGGGCUUUGAUGUACCUGUGUAGCAUGACUUAGCAUGAAGUUUGCCACUGUGGCAAGAUAUAUUUUUUACUUGAUGGCAUCUCAGAUUCUGUAUAGUCUUAAGAUCAUCAGGAGCAGUAGCUAAUUAUACGCUUAUUUAAAAAAAAAAAAUGCCUUGCAGUCUCUUUUCGACUAUGAGUUUAUUUAUAAAGUUUAGAUAUUGUACUCGUAUAUUAAGUUAGUUUUCAAAGGUCAUCUUUAUGCAUUAUAAUCGGGAGAUUUCUGUGUAUUAGAAUAAGCUUGAGUUUGGGUGUAUCUGUGUGGUUGUGGUAUUCUUAUCUAAACAAGAGUAAAGAUCUAUAUUUUGUUUAUGUACAAUAUCAUACACUCCAUUAAUUCGUGGAAAAUUACCUACAGUAGUAUGAAACACACUCAAGACAAAGAAUGGUCAGUAUUUUUAACCAUAUUUUGAAGAAUAAAAACAAGAUACAUAUACUGUACUUGAAUAGGCCUCAAAUAAGAAGGUAGAAAAAGAUCUCGACUUUACCCCUUACAUCCUACAGACCUUGCCUUAUAGUGUCGUAUAUAUACAAGAGUAGGGAAAGAACACACGAGUGAUCGUCAUCAGAAUAUUGUGUGUGUAAUUAGUGUGAUAUAUUUUAACAGUACAGGUAUUUGCUGGUAAUUUCCAUACAGUUCCUGUAAAUCAUGUUCCCUUGAAAGUUUUAGCUUAGAGUUUUCAUAUAUAAUACUGUACUGUACUUUUAAUGAUGUUGGAAUAUACAUCUCCCUUAAUGAUAUUAGGAUAAAUAAGUUUGUUUGGGGUAGAUAGUUCACUAAAAGAGGGUGAAAUUUAGUAGAAUCUCGUGAACAUACUGAUUUAUAAGUACAAUGCAAUAAAUUGUCCAUUGAAUGAUCUAUGGCAUGAAUCUCUUUCAGUUAGUGUAAAUGCAGAAUGUUUUAUGGAAGUUGUUACUACUUUAUUUUAGUAGGUUAAUACAGUAUUACACUUAUAUUAUGGGCAUCAAAUAAUAUUGGAAGAUGUGAAGACAAGAUUGUACUGUGUGUACCUGAAGUGAAUAUUCUGAAAUAAAGACACUAUUACUUCCAUGAAGUCUCGUGGAAGUGAUAAUUCAGUCUGGGCCAUUAGAGGAGAUUAUUUUACCAUCCCAGUCAACAUUCUCCACUAUUCGGAGAACACACACACAAAUCACAAUAGCGUGAUAUAUCAAAUGAAUAAAUCCACAGGGGCCGUGAUGGGGGUUCAAACUUGCAUCUGGGAUCAUCCUGGACGUAAGUUCGAACCCUCAUCACGGCCCUUGUGGAUUUAUUCAUUUGAUAUAUCACGCUAUUGUGAUUUGUGUGUGUGUUUGGAAUGAAAUUACAGAAACUGCAGCAUUGUAAAACUUUUGAUUCUGCAAAAGCAGCUUGUGCAAUUUUGAACCAUAACUUGCAUUGCAAUCAAUUACAAAAAAACAUAAGCAAAAUUUAAAGGUUCAAAUGGUUAAAACAAAAAAUAAAAGGUUGCACGAUAAUUAAGGGGUAAUUGGGUGUUAUCUAAUUUUUUUCAUGCAGAAUUAGUUGAAAGCCUUGCGUAUCAAGGAAUGUAAUACGAGAUGAGCGAGUAUUAUUCCUGCGUUUGGUAACACCACUGUUGUAUUUAAUAUUGUAUUUUGAUUUUUUUUAGAUCUUUUCUAUCUUCAUACUAGGCAGCUUUUGAUCUGUUAAUGAAUUUUGCAUUAUGCCUUGGUUAAUAAAACAUUAGAACUACUGUACUUUCUCCUAAAGCUAGAGAUAGAGAGCACAGUGGGUGUAAGUUAAUUAAAUACCUAUAUAUGACUUGUAUUUUGUUUUUUAAGUUUUACCAAUAAAAUUUUAUAUAGUUUAUUGUUAAAAUGCAA